GGUCUUCAGGGCGACCGUAGGUCUCCUUCAAGUGCGCCUGCGCGGAAGAGUAGCGGUGUCGAGUCAGGCUGGCAGCGGAGAAAACUGCGGUAGCGACAUUCAACGCCUCGCCAUGAAGACGCGCUUUAGCACGAUUGACCUCCGAGCCGUAUUGGCGGAGCUGAAUGCUAGCUUGCUAGGAAUGAGAGUAAACAAUGUUUAUGAUGUGGAUAAUAAGACAUAUCUUAUUCGUCUUCAAAAACCAGAUUUUAAAGCAACGCUUUUACUUGAAUCUGGCAUACGGAUUCACACAACAGAAUUUGAAUGGCCAAAGAAUAUGAUGCCAUCUAGUUUUGCCAUGAAGUGCCGAAAACAUUUGAAGAGUCGGAGGUUAGUCAGUGCAAAACAGCUUGGUGUGGAUAGAAUUGUAGAUUUUCAAUUUGGAAGUGAUGAAGCUGCUUAUCAUUUAAUCAUUGAACUCUAUGAUAGGGGGAACAUUGUUCUUACAGAUUAUGAGUACCUAGUUUUAAAUAUUCUAAGGUUUCGAACUGAUGAGGCAGAUGAUGUUAAAUUUGCUGUUCGUGAACGCUAUCCAGUUGAUCAUGCUAGAGCUGCUGAACCUUUGCUUACUUUGGAAAGAUUGACUGAAGUAAUAGCCAGUGCACCUAAAGGAGAACUACUGAAGAGAAUUCUUAACCCAUUACUUCCCUAUGGGCCAGCUCUCAUUGAGCACUGUCUUAUAGAAAAUGGAUUCUCUGGCAACGUCAAAGUGGAUGAAAAACUUGAAAGUAAAGAUAUUGAAAAAGUACUCAUUUGUCUGCAGAAGGCAGAAGAAUAUAUGAAAACAACAUCCAACUUCAGUGGAAAGGGAUAUAUCAUUCAGAAAAGAGAAAUAAAACCAAGCCUGGAAGUAGAUAAACCAGUUGAAGAUAUACUCACGUAUGAGGAAUUUCAUCCUUUCUUGUUUUCUCAACAUUCACAAUGUCCAUAUAUAGAAUUUGAAUCAUUUGACAAGGCCGUGGAUGAAUUUUAUUCGAAGAUAGAAGGUCAAAAAAUUGAUUUAAAAGCUUUACAACAGGAAAAACAAGCACUGAAGAAAUUAGAUAAUGUCCGAAAGGAUCACGAAAACAGAUUAGAAGCUCUUCAACAGGCUCAGGAAAUAGACAAACUGAAAGGAGAACUCAUAGAAAUGAACCUACAGAUAGUUGACAGAGCCAUUCAGGUAGUUCGAAGUGCUUUAGCCAACCAGAUAGAUUGGACAGAAAUCGGGGUAAUCGUGAAAGAAGCCCAAGCUCAAGGAGACCCUGUUGCAAGUGCAAUCAAAGAAUUAAAACUACAAACAAAUCAUGUUACAAUGCUGCUAAGAAAUCCAUACUUAUUAUCAGAGGAGGAAGAUGACGAUGUUGAUGGUGAUGUCAGUGUUGAGAAAAAUGAAACUGAACCACCAAAAGGAAAAAAGAAAAAGCAAAAGAACAAACAGCUGCAGAAGCCUCAGAAAAAUAAGCCAUUGCUUGUUGAUGUUGAUCUCAGCUUAUCAGCAUAUGCCAAUGCCAAGAAGUAUUAUGAUCACAAGAGAUAUGCUGCCAAGAAAACACAAAAAACUGUUGAAGCUGCUGAGAAGGCAUUCAAAUCAGCAGAAAAGAAAACAAAGCAAACAUUAAAAGAAGUUCAAACAGUCACCUCUAUUCAGAAAGCAAGAAAAGUAUAUUGGUUUGAGAAGUUUCUGUGGUUCAUAAGCUCAGAAAACUAUCUAAUAAUAGGUGGACGAGAUCAGCAACAGAAUGAAAUAAUUGUGAAAAGAUACUUAACACCAGGUGACAUCUAUGUACAUGCUGAUCUUCAUGGAGCUACUAGCUGUGUAAUUAAGAACCCAACAGGAGAACCCAUCCCUCCACGGACACUGACUGAGGCUGGCACAAUGGCACUUUGCUACAGUGCUGCUUGGGAUGCACGAGUUAUCACUAGUGCUUGGUGGGUGUACCAUCAUCAGGUGUCUAAAACAGCUCCAACUGGAGAAUAUUUGACAACUGGAAGUUUUAUGAUAAGAGGAAAAAAGAAUUUCCUUCCUCCCUCAUAUCUAAUGAUGGGGUUUAGCUUCCUCUUUAAGGUAGAUGAGUCAUGUGUUUGGAGACAUCGGGGUGAACGUAAAGUCCGAGUGCAAGAUGAAGACAUGGAGACACUGGCAAGUUGCACAAGUGAACUCAUCUCAGAAGAAAUGGAACAACUAGAUGGAGGUGACACUAGCAGUGAAGAAGAUAAAGAGGAAUUACAUGAACCUCCUGUAGAAGUAGAACUUGUGACUCAGGUUGACCAAGAGGAUCUUACUGUUCAGAGUGGUGGUGAUGAACUAAAUGAGGAACUAAUUCAGGAAGAAAGCUCUGAAGAUGAAAGAGAAUCUGAAGUGAUUAUAAAAGAUCAGGAGCCUAUCAGUGAUAUGAAGGAUGAAAGAGAAGAGACACUAGAGUAUCCUGAUACUACUAUUGACUUGUCCCACCUUCAGUCCCAAAGGUCCCUUCAGAAAUUGGCUUCAAAAGAAGAAUCUUCUAAUUCAAAUGACAGUAAAUUACAAGGCCGGAGACAUUUAUCAGCCAAGGAAAGAAGGGAAAUGAAGAAGAAAAAACUUCUAAGUGACUCAGGGGAUUUAGAAGCAAUAGAGGGAAAGGACAAAGAAAGUUCUGUACACAUGGAAACUCAACAGAACACAAACAGAAAUGUUGCAGUUGCACAACCAAUGAAACGAGGACAAAAGAGUAAAAUGAAAAAAAUGAAGGAAAAAUACAAAGACCAGGAUGAAGAAGAUCGUGAACUUAUUAUGAAAUUGCUGGGGUCUGCAGGUUCAAACAAAGAAGAAAAAGGGAAGAAGGCGAAGAAAGGAAAAACAAAAGAUGAACCUGUGAAGAAACAGCCCCAGAAACCUAGAGGUGGACCCAGGAUUUCAGAGAGCAUUAAGAAAGAAACUCCAGCCCUUGAGGUUUUAACUCAUGAGUUACAAGACUUAGCUGUAGAUGACUCACAUGAUGACAAGGAAGAGCAGGAUCUGGAUCAACAGGGAACUGAGGAAAAUCUGUUUGAUUCUUUGACAGGCCAGCCACAUCCUGAAGAUAUCAUACUAUUUGCCAUUCCAAUAUGUGCCCCUUACACCACCAUGACAAACUAUAAGUAUAAAGUGAAACUUACUCCUGGAGUUCAGAAAAAGGGAAAAGCUGCCAAAACAGCCUUGAAUAGUUUUAUGCAUUCCAAAGAAGCAACAGCAAGAGAAAAAGACUUAUUCCGCAGUGUGAAGGACACAGAUUUAUCAAGAAACAUUCCUGGCAAAGUGAAAGUAUCUGCACCCAAUCUUCUGAAUGUAAAAAGGAAAUAGCUGAAAUGAAAUCCUAAAACAUUUGAGAAGAGUCAAUUUUAUAGCCUUUUGGAAGUUCAGAGAUGAAAACACCAUGUAACAGGACUUCCACAUUUAAAAAUGAACUAAACAUUGCCUUGCUGUAUUCGCCAAAACGACUUAAUUCUUGUUUUUUUCCAGUUUUAUAUAGAGGAAACACUGUCUGAUAGGAUUUCCUAAAAUAUUUGUGAAAAGUUAAAUGCUAAUUAUAUUCAUCUGUAGUUAUUCUCCAACAUUAUCUUGAAGUUUGGGAGGUUAAUAUUAAGUAUUCAUUUCAUGAUGUAAAGAAA
Marmota flaviventris (yellow-bellied marmot) is the source of this 3648-nucleotide messenger RNA. It is a transcript of the gene Nemf, whose product is annotated as nuclear export mediator factor. Gene Ontology annotation, cellular component: RQC complex. Gene Ontology annotation, molecular function: ribosomal large subunit binding; tRNA binding. The record is from RefSeq and is a predicted model, not a curated record. Gene Ontology annotation, biological process: rescue of stalled cytosolic ribosome; ribosome-associated ubiquitin-dependent protein catabolic process. Lineage: Eukaryota; Metazoa; Chordata; Mammalia; Rodentia; Sciuridae.